AUGACAACGACCUCCGAACCAGCGCCCUGCCAACAAACAGUUCAUUUUAUCAGCGAAUAUUUGAGCAAGCCUCCAAUUUUUCCAGUUCCAGCACUGAAGAUGAACCUCCUUGUGUUUAGCGCAGCUUUUACGAUGAUUGUGACAAUCCAUGGAGGUGAGUUAUUAACUACCGAAGGCUUUUGAAAGCACAUACGCAAGUCCAGAAGGUCCAGUACUUACAUGUACGAGGCAGUAUGCAUCUUUGGUGCAGUUUGGUGACGAAGUACCGGCUUUUAGGAUUCAAAUCUCAAAUCUCGAAGCCAUUAGAAUUUUACAAACUCAGAAACUCGCAUUUGCAAGAACAUUCGCCACUUAAGGUCUCAGUUACAACGCUUAGUUUUUAAUAUGCGCCGUGCACCCUUAAAGGAACAGUAUCCCGUUACUGCGCAUGCACCAAACUUUGAUUUUUGGACAGGAUGUCGCGAAAUCAAAAGAUGCGAGGAGAGUAAGAGAACCUUGAAAAAUCCCUUUGCAUCGCGCUUAGCCGGGUUCAAUACGACAAUUAAACUUCUCAGGAUUACAGAUCAGUGAUAUAUUGUUCCGGUUAAGUUUCGAUUUGGGCAAAAUCUGGAUUUUAUGGCGUUACUUUUAUUGCCGUUGGCCGGAGGACCAAAAGAUUGGAAGCACUUUGAUGCCGAUUGAAGGCUUAUUUCUUCUGCUAGCUUCCAUACAAGGUCAGAUAAUUGUGAAAGGGAAACGCAGAAAUAAAACAGCAACAAUAGAGACUGUAACUGGGAAAGAAACCAUUGAUACAUGGAUGUGACUGAGGAGAUCUUGUGGAGGGGAGCUUCGCGAAGAAGAAUGUUUUGCAACGAAGCGUUAGUAAACUUUUAAAUGAAUCUCCCUACGGCCCACAAAAUCGAACAAACAGGCGCUACAUGUUUAGAAUAACUAGUGCCCUGAAAUCAUAAUAUAAUUUUUAUUAACCUUUGUGAUGAUUCAUAGCGUUGAGAUUGCAUUUUGUCUUCAACGUUUGAGGCUAGAACGCGAGAAAUCAGGCAGAUAUUACCGGACUUAAUUGGCACAAUUGACCUCUGACACGAGUUUCAAAUUUGAAAAUACGUUUUUAAAGCGAGCGAAACGAGAUUUUCGGGUCGCGAGGCGGCCCAGCUAGCGAUAAAAUCGCGAUGAGUCUUCGAACCGCGAGCCAAAUAUUUAUAUAGGACGAAAGACUUCUUCGAUCGCGAAAGUCUAAAAUAUUACUUGAGAACAUGAACAACAAAGCCCCGUCGGCGGUGCGAUCCGGAAGGAAAUCUUGUCGAGUCAAUAUGACAGCUCCAUUGUCUUUUGAAGAAAAAACAGAUGACGCUCGCGCGUGCGCAUAAUCGGGACACUGUCCCUUUAAGUAAAUUGGUUCGGAUGUUGCUUUAGGCUCGUUUAGGUGAGUGGCGACAUGGAAUUUCCAGUUCAAUUAUUUUGUUAUAUUAUUACAUCAUACCUAAACGACUCCAAUCUAAAUUCCCAAUUUAUAGUUCUUUACUCCACUAUGACGUCUAGGAUUCAAACUCCAUGAAGUAGCUGUGUGAUUUAAAUAAAAUAAAUUUUAAGAAAAGCGAUUUAGCCUGUGCGAAAGCCGGUUGUAUGCAGCUGCAAAGGACCAGAGCAAAGAAAACUCACGUAUUGGAAGACUGGUUAGCUACUUUAGCUCGUCUAAAUGUGUUUUAAACAUUUGGUAUUAUGCAGUUAAGCCGUACCUGACCAGCCCUUGUUGUUGUCUCAUCGGAUCAGUCUUAUGUUGUACGCGAAACUGUGUUCGGUGAAGAGUGGUUUGGUUUCUUACUUCCUUGCGACUCAUUC
Messenger RNA from Porites lobata, 1836 nucleotides. The record is from the annotation of a GenBank genome assembly. NCBI's taxonomy places the organism in Eukaryota, Metazoa, Cnidaria, Anthozoa, Scleractinia, Poritidae.